AUGGUGGCUACCAAGAUGUCCACCUUCUGGGUUAUGGAGCUAUGGCCCAGUUGUGGGGAAGGCCUGAGGAAUCUGGGAUUGGAGAGGGCAUUGCAACGAGGCUGUUCCAGAUGUGUGCCUUUCCCUGGAAUGGCUGGGAGCCCUGGCCUCGCCCUCUGGGCUUGGGUGGUCCUGUGUCUGGUGAGCGGGUGGGAGACCUCGGGGGCGCCCCACCGCCCCUUCGUGGUCGUGUGGAAUGUGCCUUCAGCCCGGUGCCAGACCCGCUUCGGGACACCUCUGCCCCUGGCACCCUUUGGCAUCCUGAGUAACCGGGCCCAGCGCUUCCGGGGUCAGAACAUCUCCAUCUUCUACAAGAACCAGUUUGGGUUGUACCCCUACCUGGCACCCUCAGGGUCUCGGCAGAACGGAGGCAUCCCCCAGGCCGCCCCCCUGGACCGACACCUGGCACGGGCAGCGAGGCAGAUCUGCCAGCUGCUGCGUGGGGAUUUUGAAGGCCUGGCCGUGGUGGACUGGGAGGAGUGGCGCCCGCUGUGGAGUCGCAACUGGGGACCCAAGAGGAUUUAUCGGGAGGCCUCCCUGGCCUGGCUGCAGCAGAAGUGCCCGUGGCUCGCCCCCAGCCAGCGGCUCCACGUGGCGCAGACCGGUUUUGAGCAGGCAGCCCGGGAGUUCAUGGAGGACACGCUUCGGCUGGGACGGGCACUGCGGCCCCGCGGGCUCUGGGGCUUUUACCGCUUCCCCGGCUGCUUCAACCCCUGGCGAGCAGGGCGCAACUACACGGGACGCUGCCACCCCGCCGACAGGCCCCGCAAUGAUCGUCUGCGUUGGCUCUGGGAGGCCUCCAGUGCCCUCUACCCCAGCAUCUACCUCCCCCCGGGCCUACCCGCGGCCCAGCGCCAGCGCUACGUUGGGCACCGGCUGGGAGAAGCCUUCCGGGUAGCUCAGUUUGGGCGUCCGAGCCCCCUGCCCGUGCUGGCUUAUGCUCGCCUCUCCCACCGUAGCUCUGGCCGCUUCCUGUCCCAGGAUGACCUAGUUCAGACCAUUGGUGUGAGUGUGGCGUUGGGAGCUGCUGGCGUGGUGCUCUGGGGAGAUCUCUCCUUUUCCAACUCAGCUGAGCAGUGUGGGCGCCUCCGGGAUUACGUGAUGGGUACCCUGGGCCCCUAUGUGCUCAAUGUGACCAGGGCUGCCCGCGCCUGCAGCCGUCAACUCUGCCAUGGCCACGGGCGCUGUGCCAGGCAGGAGCCAGGGCAGCUUGGCACCUUCCUCCAUUUACAGCCUGGGGCAGAGGGUGCUUCCUUAGGUGGCAAAGAGAACUGGCCAUCCUUUCACUGCCACUGCUACCAUGGCUGGAUGGGCAAGGCUUGUGAAAUGCCUAUCCGGGGCCCUGAGUGA
This is a messenger RNA of Tachyglossus aculeatus (Australian echidna), 1389 nucleotides long. It is a transcript of the gene HYAL3, whose product is annotated as hyaluronidase 3. The transcript has 5 exons. Gene Ontology annotation, biological process: hyaluronan catabolic process; carbohydrate metabolic process. The coding region runs from base 1 to 1389 and encodes 462 amino acids. Gene Ontology annotation, molecular function: hyalurononglucosaminidase activity. The record is from RefSeq and is a predicted model, not a curated record. Gene Ontology annotation, cellular component: acrosomal vesicle. NCBI's taxonomy places the organism in Eukaryota, Metazoa, Chordata, Mammalia, Monotremata, Tachyglossidae.